AUGGAAGUGAUGGCAUUCGCUGGAAAAGAUCCACUAAGAGCUCCAAUAUCUCUUGCUCUAGAAAUAGAGGUGUAUGCGAACUCGAUCGAGUCGGUCUACAGAGGACUUGGUCGAGCUAGACUUACAACGGGUAGAAAGAGGGUUCAGAGGUCACAGAGGGUACAAGAGGAACCUGAGGUGCUUGUUGCUGAUACAAUGGACGUACCAGAGGGGAAUGGAAACCCUUUGGGCAAUGGACUCGGUCGAGCUAGGCAAACUCGACCGAUUGGUCAAGGAGAUGCUCCAAACCGCCACCAACAGAGACAAGGGAUUGUUCCACCACCAGUGCAGAACCACAACUUUGAGAUCAAGCUGGGAAUGAUCAACCUUAUCAAUGGUGUCUCUGAAGAUGCCAUCAAGCUGAGACUCUUUCCUAUGUCUCUAGCUGACAAAGCUCACCAAUGGGAGAAGAGCUUGCCCCAUGGCACAAUCACCACUUGGGAUGAAUGCAAGAAGGCCUUUCUUGCUAAGUUUUUCUCCACCGGUCGCACAGCCAAGCUUAGAGGAGAGAUAUCCAGCUUCAUCAGCGAAACAAUGAGACAUUCGCAGAGGCUUGGGAGAGGUUCAAAGGGCUACACAAGUCAGUGCCCACACCAUGGAUUCAACAAUGAAUCUACUCUCCACUCUUUAUAG
This is a messenger RNA of Microthlaspi erraticum, 672 nucleotides long. Lineage: Eukaryota; Viridiplantae; Streptophyta; Magnoliopsida; Brassicales; Brassicaceae. The record is from the annotation of a GenBank genome assembly.